AUACGAGGCUUCUUGUUCCUUGCUAGGCAUUCCUAAGUAUUCCAAGAUUUGGGCAUCUCUCUCUCUCUCUCUCUCCCUCUCUCAUAUGGCAAGAAUGUCUGAACCCCUCAUUGUUGGAGGAGUGAUAGGAGAUGUCCUUGAUAUAUUCACUCCAACCAUAAAAAUGUCUGUCACUUACAACAACAACAAGCAAGUCUGCAAUGGCCAUGAGCUCUAUCCUUCUCAAGUAAACACCAAACCUAGGUUUGAAAUUCAUGGAGGUGACAUGAGAACUUUCUUUACACUGGUCAUGACAGACCCUGAUGUUCCUGGCCCUAGUGAUCCUUAUUUAAGGGAGCACCUUCACUGGAUAGUAACGGACAUUCCAGGAACAACAGAUGCUUCCUUUGGAAGAGAAGUAGUGAGCUAUGAGAUACCAAGGCCUAACAUAGGGAUUCACAGGUUUGUUUUCGUUCUCUUCAAACAGAAACGAAGACAGACUGUGAACCCUCCUUCCAUGAGAGACCAUUUCUGCACUCGAAGCUUCGCUGCCGAGAACGAUCUCGGCCCACCUGUCGCCGCCGUCUUCUUCAACGCCCAGAGAGAAACUGCUGCCAGAAGACGCUAACCCUAAAAAAAAAAAGUCCAUUUUUAGAGAGCUUUUGCAAUAAUAAUAUUUUAAAAAAUACUGUGUGUUAGUGUUAUGUUUUGAAGGGUUUUGUUGUCAAACCUGUUAAACCUACAAUAAUAGCUUCAAGAAAGAGAGCCUCUCUCGCGCUCUCUCUCUCUCUCUAGACAA
This is a messenger RNA of Camellia sinensis, 778 nucleotides long. RefSeq names its product CEN-like protein 2. Gene Ontology annotation, biological process: vegetative to reproductive phase transition of meristem; negative regulation of flower development. The record is from RefSeq and is a predicted model, not a curated record. Gene Ontology annotation, cellular component: nucleus; cytoplasm. Lineage: Eukaryota; Viridiplantae; Streptophyta; Magnoliopsida; Ericales; Theaceae.